Tribolium castaneum (red flour beetle) is the source of this 1521-nucleotide messenger RNA. Its product is annotated as scaffold attachment factor B2. The coding region runs from base 1 to 1521 and encodes 506 amino acids. The transcript has a single exon. The record is from RefSeq and is a predicted model, not a curated record. Gene Ontology annotation, cellular component: nucleus. NCBI's taxonomy places the organism in Eukaryota, Metazoa, Arthropoda, Insecta, Coleoptera, Tenebrionidae. Gene Ontology annotation, molecular function: RNA binding; sequence-specific DNA binding. Gene Ontology annotation, biological process: regulation of transcription by RNA polymerase II; regulation of mRNA processing.
AUGGCCGAGUCCAAGGCUGUUGACGAUUUGCUCCUCGGUGAUGGCUUCUCCAUUGUCGAUAGUACGAAAGGGGACGCUCCCGAAUCCGAAUCCAAAAAGCGAUCAUCGAAGGACAAAGACAAGGAGAAGAAGCCCGAAGUGAAGAAAGAAAAAUCCGAGGAGAAGAAACCAAAGGAAGAGCCCCCGAAGGAUGACACCAAAGUCAACGGACACGACACCAAAAGUGACGCCCUCCUCAUCACAACGGAGGAAGAUUUGGACAUGACCGAGAAGGACAAGAAGAGCGAAGCCGAAACCAAAGACGAAGACUCCAAGCCGAAGAAAGACUCCGAAAGCGGCAGCAAAGAGAAGGACAAACCAGUCGAUAAGAAGAAACAAGGCGACCUCUGGGUCUCCAACAUCACCCGGCAUGUCAAGGCCACCGACUUGAAGAAACACUUCUCCCGCCAUGGCAAGGUCCUAACCGCCAAAAUCGUCACCAACGGCAAGUCCUUCUUCGGCUACAUUCUCAUGGAGACGUCCGACAUCGCCAACAAGUGUGUGCGGAGUCUCCACGGCUCGACCCUCGACGGCCGCAAACUCACCGUGAGCCGUCAGAGACCCGACCAGAGGAGACCCAUGACCGAGCGCAAGCCCACAGUCAAGUCCAGCAAGACCGAGCGCAAAACCGAAAAAAAGUCCGACGAGAAGAAAACCGACAAGAAAGACGACGCCUUGGCUGCGGCGAAACGCACGGAAGACCGACUUCGCCGCGAAAUCGACUUCCACAAGCGCGAAAUCACACGACUAAAGCGCUACCUCACCGACGAACAACGACGCUUGCGAAUCGAACAACAGAAGAAUCGUUCGCUGGGUCGGGAACUGCAAGAAGCCGAAGCCAAACUCCGCGACGAACGCAGAAAAAUGGACCGCGAACGCGAACUGUUCGAGAAGAACCAACGCACCGACCGGGUCAAGCUCGAAAACGACCGCUCCAUGAUCAAGAAGGAGCUGGAAGAAGUGAAGAAACUCCGCGAGUAUCUCAAGCGCAAGCUGGAGGAAGAGGCGCGUCCGGUGGACCGGCGGCCGCGGGCUUCGUCACCGUACGCCUACUCGUCGAAGAGGUUCCGGGAGUCGUCGGGCGGCGACUCCAAGUCCAAGUACGUGGAGGAGCGGACGAGGACGCCGCCGUCGCCCCCGAAGCUCUCCUCCAGGUCCAAACGCUCGCCGGUCAAUUCCUUCGUGGAGAAGGAUCGAAGGCCGCAUCAUUAUAGCAUGUCCGAGAGGGAGGAAGUCCGCUCGUUGGUGAUUCCGGCCAAGCCGUCGGCACCGGCCGCCCCCAGGAAUAUAUGGCCGUCGUUCCACCAGGAAGUUUGGAGGGUGCCUCCGGGGACGGCGACCAGUUCGCCGUUUUCAGGCCAGUCGUAUAGCAGACAGUCCGAGUAUAGUAGCUCCACGUCGAAGGGGCCAAGUUAUUCGUCGUCGCAGAGGGAGUUCAGCAAACGCGAUCAUUAUACGAGCAGUUCAGUUAGGAAGUAUUAA